Molecule: messenger RNA, 1234 nt
Organism: Myotis lucifugus (little brown bat)
Lineage: Eukaryota; Metazoa; Chordata; Mammalia; Chiroptera; Vespertilionidae
Gene: LY96
Product: lymphocyte antigen 96
Exons: 5
Coding region: 613-1092 (159 amino acids)
Biological process (GO): cellular response to lipopolysaccharide; toll-like receptor 4 signaling pathway; positive regulation of lipopolysaccharide-mediated signaling pathway
Cellular component (GO): lipopolysaccharide receptor complex
Molecular function (GO): lipopolysaccharide immune receptor activity; Toll-like receptor 4 binding; lipopolysaccharide binding
Source: RefSeq, a predicted model, not a curated record
UACUUCCUGGAGCUGCAGUUUGCUUAAGGAAGUGCAUUCUCAAGCCUGGCGGGGCCCCAGCCCACAAGGCAGACCUACAGCUGAUGGACUGUCUGGGGUCUUGUGCAGCCUGGCUCUGCCCCAUGGCUGAACUGUUGCUGAGCAGAAAUAGUUUGCAGAGGGCUGUUCAGUUCGGAUCUAUUUGCCCAGUGCUCUGGGCCAUGAGAAAUUGUGUAAAGAGCCUCUGUGGGAGAAUAACAAUGUACACGGAAAAGGGGUGUCGUCUGUUGGGAUCCUAAAGGAGACCUACAGGCUGGCUUUGUUACUGUUGACUGGGAAAUACCUUGUUUUGUGUGUAAAGCUUUGCGCUGUAAUUUGCAUCAAGUGUUGGAAAAGAGUACAUAUAUUCUAAAUCAUUUUCUUUUCUCCCCUUGCAGGAAGUGCUCAAAUAUCACACACACACACACACACACACACACACACACACACACAGAAAGAGGAAACGGAUUGGAACUUAGAAGUCAUGUGACUGAUGACUAAGUUGACUCUUUCCUACUUACUGAAAGGGAAGAAGAGCCUGAGGAUGAGUUGCUGGUUCUCCUUGCAUUUGUAAAGUUUUGGAGCUAUUAAAUCAUGUUCCCACUUAUGCUUUUUUCCACCCUGUUUUCUUCCACGUUGCCUGAACCCGGGGAGCACUGGAUCUGCAACUCCUCUGAUGUGAGCCUUUGGUAUAGCUACUGCGAUAACAUGAAAUAUCCUAUUUCAAUAAGAAGUGAACCCUGUGUAGAAUUGAAGGGAAGCAAAGGAUAUUUGCAUAUUUUCUUCAUUCCAAGAAGAGACAUAAAAAAUUUAUAUUUCAAUCUAUAUUUAUCUUUUAACACUGUGGAUUUUCCGAUGCGCAAAGAAGUCAUUUGCCGAGGAUCUGAUGAUGAUUAUUCUUUUUGUAGAGCUCUAAAGGGAGAGACUGUGAAUACAACAGUGCGAUUCUCCUACAGGGGCAUCCUGUUCUCUAAGGGAAAGUACAGAUGUGUUGUGGAAGCCAUCACUGGGAAUACUGAAGAAAUGCUCUUUUGUUUGAAUUUUACCAUCAUACACCACCCUACUUUCAAUUAGAAUAAAUCUAAUGUGCCAGCCACUGAAGCAAGUCUUGCCCCAGAAGGGUGUCUUCAGCACAGAAGUUCUCCCACUGCAGACAGCUGAUUCUCACAGCCAAUUGGCCAGGAGGUCAAUUCAUCCCAGUGAUAACUACAACAAU